GGCUGGACGCGCAGGAGAGGCCAGCCUGGGCCGAAGGGCGGAGUUGGGAGGGUGGGCGGCUCGCGGGUUGCCCGCUCGGAUGGGAAUCCGAAAGGGGGAAAUCCGUGGUUGGGGCCGGAGAGGAAGGAGCUAGUUGGAGCUCCCGGCGUCUGUCCCUUGCUGGAAUCCGGAUUUGCCGGGUGGUGGGACCCAGAGCAAAGGCUGGACCGAGAAAUAAGAGGAUGGAGCCCGUAACCAAGUGGAAUCCGAAGCAAGUUGUGGAAUGGACUAAGGGACUGGAUGAUUGUCUUCAGCAGUAUGUCCAAAAGUUUGAACGAGAGAAGAUAAAUGGUGCUCAGCUGUUACAGAUUUCCCACCAGGAUCUUGAAGAACUGGGGGUCACCCGGAUUGGACACCAAGAGCUUGUUUUAGAGGCUGUGGAUCUCCUCUGUGCACUGAAUUAUGGCCUUGAAACAGACAACAUGAAGCACUUGAUUCUUAAGUUACGCGCUGCAUCCAACAAUCUGCAAAACUACAUUGGCACUCGGAGGAAGAGUUCAAACUACGAUGGAAAUAGCUCACGCAAACCUCCUAAUGAAUUCCUUACCUCCGUGGUAGAACUCAUUGGUGCUGCUAAGGCUCUGCUGACAUGGCUGGACAGGACUCCAUUUACUGGGAUAGCUGAUUUUUCUGUGACAAAGAAUAAAAUCAUUCAGCUGUGUUUGGAUCUUACCACCACUGUUCAGAAGGACUGCCUCGUAGCUGAAAUGGAAGAUAAAGUUCUCAAUGUAUCUAAAGUUUUGAAUGGAAUCUGUGAUAAGACAAUCAGGUCAACAACUGAUCCGUUGAUGAGCCAGGGUGCCUGUCUCGAAGAAGUCCACCUAAACAAUAUCAAACCUGGGGAAGGCUUGGGAAUGUACAUAAAAUCCACUUAUGAUGGUUUACAUGUUGUUACUGGGACAACAGAAAAUUCUCCUGCUGAUCGGUCUCAGAAAAUCCAUGCUGGGGACGAAGUGAUUCAGGUGAAUCGCCAGACAGUGGUGGGAUGGCAGUUGAAGAAUCUUGUAAGGAAGCUCCGUGAGAAUCCUUCUGGUGUUACUCUCCUAGUAAAGAAACGCCAUACAGGCUCUUUUAAUUUUACCCCUGCACCACUUAAAAAUCUGAGGUGGAAACCACCACUUGUACAGACCAGCCUACACCCAGCUACAGCUCAGUCAUCGGAAAACACCAAGGAGACAUCACUAAAGAAAGAGAAACCAGCUAUUCUGGAUCUUUACAUACCUCCACCACCAGCUGUUCCCUAUGCACCUCGGGACGAGAAGGGGAACUUCAUUUAUGGAGGAGGCAAUAAACCUAGGCAGCCUCUCUCUGGUUCUAAAGGUGCAGAAUCUCCCAAUUCUUUCCUUGAUCAGGAGUGUAGAAGACGAAGGUUUACUCUGAUAGAUUCUGAUCCGUUGCCUGCCUAUCCCAGAGAAACAAAUAUUCCACUAGCGAAGAUGAGGGAGAAAACUCCAUCUUUCGGAAAGCCUCGCCCACUGUCUAUGCCUGCUGAUGGAAAUUGGUCGGGAGCUGCAGAAUCUUUCUCUAAGCCACGAGGGAUGGGGAGAAAAGCUGAAAACGCCCUCUGCCGAUACUUCAGCAAUGAAAGAAUCCCACCCAUCAUUGAAGAAAACUCCCCUUUGCCGCAUCCGUUUCCCAGGCCAGUAGCGGAUAAACAGAUAGUAAAAGGCGCCGACUACAUCAGGGGAAGCAGGUGUUUCGUUAAUGUGGAUCUUCACAACAGCGCAACCAUCCCUUUCCAAGAGGAUGCUGCUAAAAGGCCGCCUGUCACCACGUCCACAAAAUCUUCCUCCACAGAACCCUCUUUGCUGGUUAGCUGGAUCACAAGGUUGAGGUUAUUGACUCAUUGAGUAGAUUGUGGAUGGAAAGUGGCUGAAUGUCUCACCAAGUGCCUUCUUUUAUUCUCCAGUCAGAGGGAUCUCUAUUUCUUAAAGAGUUAUUUAGUGGGCUAUGUCUUUUAUUUCCCUCCCCCACACCCUUCAGAGAAUCCUUCUUUUUCCUGAUGUUGCUAUCUCAGAUUCACUGGUAGGGCUGGGGGAGGGAACAGGGAGUCAAUGGAGAGGCAGAGGAGAUCUCCAUAUGUUGUUUUUU
Messenger RNA from Pseudonaja textilis, 2130 nucleotides. RefSeq names its product CNKSR family member 3 (gene CNKSR3). Gene Ontology annotation, molecular function: protein binding. The record is from RefSeq and is a predicted model, not a curated record. Gene Ontology annotation, cellular component: cytoplasm; membrane. Gene Ontology annotation, biological process: regulation of signal transduction. NCBI's taxonomy places the organism in Eukaryota, Metazoa, Chordata, Lepidosauria, Squamata, Elapidae.